Molecule: messenger RNA, 3005 nt
Organism: Hermetia illucens (black soldier fly)
Lineage: Eukaryota; Metazoa; Arthropoda; Insecta; Diptera; Stratiomyidae
Gene: Pdcd4
Product: programmed cell death protein 4
Exons: 6
Coding region: 678-2063 (461 amino acids)
Biological process (GO): negative regulation of DNA-templated transcription
Cellular component (GO): cytosol; nucleus
Source: RefSeq, a predicted model, not a curated record
GCGUUCAGCUCGUCACGUCCACGUUCUGUUGAUGACUUGUGUCCGUGCGAAGAAGACGGUUUGUGGUUAUCUCCGCGAAAAAUCCGUGUCGAUUGCGAAUAAUUUUCCUAAAGUGUCGGAAACCCGGUGCCCGUGUUCGCAGUCAUCCCGUUGCCCCGUGAAACAGCUCCCGAAUCGAGACCCGAGCGGCCGUGAGCCUGGUGAAAACCGCGUGUGCGGAUCGCAGUGGAACUUCCUCGGCCUCAGGGCGAAACAGCGCAGCUGACCCGCAGCGUAGACGAGAGCCGCGAGCGACAGUCCCGUUUUGCGCCGAGCCGCCGCUGAGCUGCUGCAAAUUGCCCGGAAAUCCGGCGAAAAGUCCGCGAUCCCAUUUCAGUUGGAACAAAAUUUUUCCCAAUACGCAAUUAGCGUUCCACGGGCCAGAGUGAAAGAGUGACAAGUGAGCGAGGAGGACAGCCUCAGGGACGAUAUCGAGCGCGACUCGAAACUAGUGCAUCCGCAGGAGCGAGAGUUGCGUGUGGAUAGUGCACAGUUGCCGAAGGAACGAGAGGGAGCAGCGCCUGCAGACAAUAUUCACCAAAGCCCUGUGAAAGGAGUAACAGUCACCGAAUUUUCGGUCGUUCGGUUACAACAGCCAGGGUUUUAGUUGAUCUUCAACAACUCCCGUAGCAGGCAUCAUGGAUGUUGAAAAUCGACCAAAUGACGUUGAAUCUCGCGAUAGUUCGGUGGAACGUGAACUUAAUGGUACUGUGAGCAAUGCCUCGACAUCCUCAUUGGAUGGCAUCAAAAAGCCACUCCCACCAGAAGGAACUGAGAGGAUCAAGAAGCGCGCAAAGCGCUUAAGUAAACAAAACAGCCGAGAGGGUGUGCCACAUCCUCAUGUGAAUGGCAUUACAAGCUAUGUAGUGCCGCAGAGAAGAUGGAAAAAUAGUCGGCGUUCACGAAAUGGUUACGGACGUGGCUUACCAAAGAAGGGCGGAGCUGGUGGUAAAGGAGUAUGGGGUCUACCCGGUUCUGAGCUACUGGAAGAAACUUAUGAAGAUCAGAAUGACCCCAACUACGAUAGUGAAUGCAAUGACAAAAACAUCGAGUUGAAAGAAGUCAUUCCCGAGAUGACACCGGAAGAAUUCUUUAAGUUAGCUGAGCCAAUAAUUUUAGAGUAUUAUGAACACGGCCAUACCCACGAAGUUGCGGUUGGAUUGGACGAGAUACUAACAGGCAAUUUGAGGCCUUACGUCACCAGUGUCGCAGUUGAGAUAUCUUUCGACCAUAAAGAUUCGCAACGCGAAAUGACUUCUUUACUCAUAUCCGAUUUGUAUGGACGUGUGAUAACUGGCAGGGACAUCGAAAAAGGAUUCGGCAUUCUUUUGGAAAAUCUUCCUGAUUUAAUACUAGAUACCCCGGAAGCAGCGACGUUACUAGGUAACUUUCUGGCUCGGGCAGUGGCUGAUGAUUGUAUUCCGCCAAAAUAUGUAACGCGCCCUGAUGAAGUUGAUACACUCAACGAGCACGCUCUAGUCGCGCUCAAACGUGCCGAUACAUUGCUUUCAAUGAAGCAUGGCUGGGCGCAUCUGGAUAAUGUUUGGGGAAUGGGCGGUCCAUUGCGGCCGGUUAAAUUCAUCACCAAGCAAAUGACGCUCUUGUUGAAGGAGUAUCUUUCAUCUCGUGAUGUGCAGGAAGCGCAUCGUUGCAUCCGAGCGUUGGAAGUGCCGCAUUUUCAACAUGAACUGGUUUACGAAGCUGUCGUAAUGGCACUUGAGUCAAUCAGUCAGAGUGCUGAAGAAGCAAUUUGUGAUCUCCUAAAAUCUUUGGACGAAGCUUGCAUUGUGUCACCAGCAAUGAUGGAGCAGGGUUUCCAGAGAGUAUAUGACGAUAUGGCUGACAUUGUCUUGGACGUUCCACUCGCUUAUAUUGUAUUGGAUCGUUUUGUUGAGCGAUGCAGCCAUGCCGGUUUUCUCGCUGAUAAAGUUAUCAGAAAUAUGCCCUCAAGGGGACGUAAACGUUUUGUCUCCGAAGGAGACGGUGGCCAUAUUAAACCGCAAACGAUUCCACUUCGUGACUAAACCGACACAUACCAAAACGGAUUUCCGUCGCUGUGCAUGCGUGUUGUUUCCCUCCAUGAGUUAUAUACAUAAAAUAAACCUGAAUUCACUAAACCGCGAAUAUAUUGUCUUUUCGUGAAAUGUAUAUACCGAGAGCUUAGACGAGUAUGUAGUUGAGAACGCAGCAUGCAUUUGGACGAUAAAAUGUGACCCAACCACCACAAAAGAAUUGCAUAACAAAGAAUGGCCGAUUAGCCGGCUCUGGGUCUUAACAAUAUAUUCAUGAUUCUAAUAAAAUGGAAAAUAUAUAAGUUCUUAAAUCGUUUUUCUGUUGAGAACAAUCAUUCACGCAUUGCAUAAUGAUAAUGAAUUCUUUCUACUUUUUAUAUAUAUUCGUACAUGUAAAAACUUAAACUUUGCAAAGCUACCUUACUUUAAAAUAACGAAGAAACUCAAACGAAUGAUAUUGGAAAACCCCUAUGGCUUGUCAAGGAUUAAUAUUAUGAAAAAACAUGAAACUUACAUUAAAUUAGGAGCGUUUUUAUAGUAACGAGAAAUAAGCCACGAUAGAUUGCCAACUGGAUUGAAGUAAUUAGUUGAGUUUUGGGUUAAGCUUGAAAUUGUCAUUUAGAACGCGCAUUCGCGGGGAUGCUUAAUACUUUGCUUCUUAUUUUAGUAUCUUUUUUGCAUUUUUACUAUAAUUUCUCAUACAAGGACAUACUUUUUUUCACGAAACAGAAUUGCAUUAUUAUUAUAUUCUAUGUACAAAAUCAUUGCGAUAAGUGAAUUGGUAAUAUUGUUAACAAGUCAGUUUGAGUGGAAUCCGAUAAUUUACAGCCUACAAUGGCUGCUACAAGUUACUUGACCGUAUUUUCACAAUUUCCAUAUACGCAGAAUAUGCAAAUUUGCUACUUCCUAUGUUAAGAACUAUAAAGAUAUAUUCAAGCAGAUUAAAAAUAAUAA